UUCUAUAAAUAACUGGUUUCAAAAUCAAUUUAAAGGCCGGAUACAAUGGAAGAUAAAUAAUCACAGUCGAUCCUUCAUGUCCCACUAAGCUUUCAUUCAAAUUCAACGGAAGUCACUCAAUCGUGGACAUAAGCAAUUGUCCAUGAGCAUAAUACUAGGUUAAAUGGCGUAAAUUACGAACGGCAAGAACGUAUAAUGAAUAAGCUGUCGAGGGAAAGCACUCAACACCAUUUUUAAACACACAUGCAAGGGCGACCGUAAAAAUUACGUCUGGUACCAUGGGAUUAGUAAAACUUCCGUCAAGUAAGUAAUUUAGUGCUAGUGGGUCUGGGUACUUUAUUACCUCGUUUAUUACCUACCUCGAUAGCGUAAAUAAAAGGUAAUUUAAAACUGCUUUUUUUUCUACAAAUUAAUACAUAUUUUAGGAAAGUUGAGUAUUUGAUUUUAUAAAUUUGAAUCAUUAUUUUAAUGAUACAGGUCCAUUUCGCUGAGCAAACGUUGAUGUCAUGCUAAUUUUGUAAUUUACACUCGUAGGGUUUACUGUGUUUGGUUGGUGUAGUCUGAGUCACAAAACCAAAAUAUAAUAUGUGCCGUCUGCCUUAGAGCGCUAUUAGCCAGGGCGACCAGUUACUCCACCGGUUGCGCAACCGGUGGAGUGACUGGUUACUCGCUGGUUUUCUGUGCCGGUCACCGGUGGAGCAACCAGGAGUGUACUGUGGAAAUUUCCGCUGGAAACAGUCAUCAGUAGCUACAAUGGUGCUGUGUACAGAGGACGUGCUACUACUAGCUCUUCUUAUCAAGAAGAGAAGGAAAAGAGUUAGGAGGUUUCGGAGGCAUCCUAUGCUGAUGACCAGACAUAGUAAAGGACUGUACUAUACGUUAUUUGACGAUCUUUGUGCAAGUGGAAGUAAGUUUUUUAAUUAUUUUCGAAUGUCAAAACCUUCGUUUGAUGAACUGCUGGGACACAUCAAAGAUGAUAUCACUGUGCCAGAAACCCCUCUAAACAAAAGCAUCCCUGCAGAAGAAAAAUUGGCUCUCACAUUGAGAUACUUUGCUACUGGAACAUCAAUGACCGAUCUGCACUUUCAGUACAGAAUAAGCCAGCCUACGAUAUCUGUGAUUGUACGCCAAGUUUGCAAAGCUAUUUGGAACAGAAUGAGACAAAUCUGCUUUCCUACAUUGACAGAAGAAUACUGGCUGAAAACUGCUGCCGAGUUUUAUGAGAAGACGAAUUUCCCUCAUUGUUUGGGAGCGAUUGACGGCAAACAUAUUCGAGUCGUAAAACCGGAAAAAAGUGGAUCUCUCUACUUUAACUACAAGAACUACUUUUCCUUAAUACUGCUUGCUAUGUGUGACGCAUCAUAUAAAUUCAUUUUUAUAGACGUUGGUGCGUAUGGAAAGUCAUCCGAUUCAACUGUGUUUAAGGAGAGUGUUUUUUUUAAAACGCUAACUGGAAACAAGAUGAACAUCCCCCCUCCACAACAAUCAUUCACAGGUUUACCAGAAACUAUGCCACUGUGUUCGUCGGGGACGAAGCAUUUGGCCUUUCAAAGAACUUACUCCGACCUUAUGCAGGAAAAAUGCUCAACGUAAAGAAAAGAGUGUUCAACUAUCGUCUAUGCAGAGCGCGUAGGAACAUUGAGUGUUCAUUUGGCAUACUUGCUAACAAGUGGCGAAUCUUUCACCGGCCCCUAAAUGUCCAUUUGAGUUUGUGUGAAGACAUUGUUAAAGUCUGUUGUUUGCUCCACAACUUCGUCAGGGAAAGAGACGGGUUUAAAAUAGAAGAUACUCUGACAGUUGAAGGCUUGUUCGACCUAGACGCUUCAAGGGAGCAGCCCACAAAGAAGGCUACAAAACUGAGGGAUAAGUUUGCUGACUACUUCAUGAGUGAAAACGGUGCAGUUUCAUGGCAAAUGAACCGUAUUUAAUUGUAUAAAGCUUUAAAGUAUGAACAGAAAAUGGUUUUUAAAAAUGCUUUGAUUGUACAUAAUGU
Messenger RNA from Photinus pyralis (common eastern firefly), 1993 nucleotides. RefSeq names its product protein ANTAGONIST OF LIKE HETEROCHROMATIN PROTEIN 1-like. The record is from RefSeq and is a predicted model, not a curated record. Lineage: Eukaryota; Metazoa; Arthropoda; Insecta; Coleoptera; Lampyridae. Bases 754 to 1593 code for a protein of 279 amino acids. The transcript has 3 exons.